AUGAUACCAGGCUAUGUUGGUGAUGACACAGAAUCUGGCCCUUUAGUUCCGCCAAUGCCUAGCAACGGUAACUCUAGCAAAAAGAAGGGCGUCUGGCAGCUGUUUGAAGGUAAAAGCAAAAAGGCCGUAGGAGGCCCACAGGUGUCUCCGCCCCUCCAACAACCUAGCUUCACUAUGCAGCAACCCCCACAAGUACGUCAGACAGCGGAGCAAAACGAAAUGGAUCUAUACUACGGGUCUCUGGUGCAAGAAUUGGGGAUAGAUCUGCGUCUAGUGGGGAAAAAGCUUCUCUCCAUCCUGCCUUUUGUCCCCGUCUCAGACGAAGUUGCGCAGAGCGGAGACAUGAUUAUCGGUAUUUGCGUGCUAAUAGUGUUCACCUUUGUCAACCUCCUCACCAAGUCGACCGGUACGCACCUAGGCUUCCUGUUUGGAGUGUACAUCUACGGAUCACUUCUUCUAACGUUUCUUCUGUCCAUGCUCCAGCAAACAGCAGUCCACCUGGACCUCUAUACGGUCAUGUCUGCGCUCUCAUAUGGGCUACUUCCCCUGCUGAUCCCUAUGAUAAUCUGUUCAUUUUUAAGGCAAGAGGCUUUAGAACAUGCCCAGAAGGUGGUCGUUAUCGGAUAUUUGGGGGCUGCAGUAGCGUCUAGUCUCAUAUCAACAAAACUACUAAAUGCUGCAGUAAGGUUGGAGAAUGUAAAGACUCUGAUUGCAAUUCCAGCAUUUCUUAUAACAAUGUGUUAUGUUCUUGUGCAAAUAUCGAAGUAA
This is a messenger RNA of Giardia duodenalis, 768 nucleotides long. Its product is annotated as Yip1 family protein. The record is from RefSeq and is a predicted model, not a curated record. Gene Ontology annotation, cellular component: trans-Golgi network. The coding region runs from base 1 to 768 and encodes 255 amino acids. Gene Ontology annotation, biological process: endoplasmic reticulum to Golgi vesicle-mediated transport; vesicle fusion with Golgi apparatus. Lineage: Eukaryota; Fornicata; Diplomonadida; Hexamitidae. The transcript has a single exon.